AUGGCUCUUUCAGGAAGGAUUCCCCGUGAAUUUGGAAACCUCUCAUUUCUUGUUUCUCUCGACUUGCGAAGCAACAAUUUCCAUGGAAAUUUGCCUCAAGAAAUGGCACGCUUGCGUCGGCUUAAGUUUCUUAGGUUAAGUGUCAACAACUUCAGCGGAAAGGUUCCUUCUUGGUUUGGGUUUUUACACCAGCUUCAAUUUCUGAAUCUUGGGAAUAAUAGUUUCACUGGUUCCAUCCCUUCUUCAUUUUCUAAAAUUUCCAAACUUGAGACUUUGAAUCUGAAAUUCAAUUCCAUAGAGGGCCAAAUCCCAAAAGUGAUUGGAAGUCUUAUAAACCUUAGAGAAUUAACACAUGAGGGGUAA
Messenger RNA from Capsicum annuum, 363 nucleotides. Its product is annotated as polygalacturonase inhibitor 2-like. The record is from RefSeq and is a predicted model, not a curated record. Gene Ontology annotation, molecular function: protein binding. The coding region runs from base 1 to 363 and encodes 120 amino acids. NCBI's taxonomy places the organism in Eukaryota, Viridiplantae, Streptophyta, Magnoliopsida, Solanales, Solanaceae. The transcript has a single exon.